AUGCAGGCCCUAGAGCAGCAGAUGCAAGGGGUGAGGGCCCAGCUCCAGGAGCUGGAGGAUGAGCUUCAUGCCAUCGAGGUAGCCAAGCUGUGGCUAGAGGUGAAGCUUCUGGCCUUGAAGGUGCAAGACCUAAGGGCAGAGCUGGAGGAGGAGAGGACCCUGCGCUCAAUGGCCGUGGCCGCUGGAAAGAAGCUGGAGAUGGACCUGAAGAACCUGCAGGCCCAGAUCGACUCGGCCAACAAGAACAACGACAAAGGCACUGAAGAGCUUCAGAAGCUGCAGGCCCAAAUGAAGGACUACAUGAGGAAACUGCUGGGGAUGCUAACUUCCCUCGAGGAAAUGCUGACACAGGUCAAGGAGAACCAGGAGAAUCGGAAGAGCAUGGAGGACAAGAUGAUUCAGCUGCAGGAGAUGCAAGGCAACCUUGAGAAGGCCAACCAGACCCUGGAGCAUGAGAGAGAGGAGCUGGCCAAGGAGAUGAAGGCGGAGCUGGACAGAGUGACGGGCCUUCUGAGCCAGUCUGACAGCAAGUGCAGCCAGCUCACCAAGGACGUCUCCACUGUGGAGUCCCAGCUGCAGGACACUCAGGAGCUUCUGUGUCAAGUGGACUGGCAGAAGCAGGGCCUGUGCACCAGGCUGCAGCAGGUGGAAGAGGAGAGGAGGUCCCUGAUGAAGCAGCUGGAGCAGGAGGAGGAGGCCAAGCACAACCUGGAGAAGCAGGUUGCCACCCUGCAUGCCCAGGUGACUGACAUGAAGAAGAAGAUGGAGGAUGGUGUCGGGUGUCUCGAGACUGCGGAGGAAGCCAAGAGGAAGCUCCAGAAGGACCUGGAGGGGUUGAGGCAGUGCUAUGAGGAGAAGGUGACUGCCUACAACAACCUGGAGAAGACCAAGAUGCGGCUGGAGCGGGAGCUGGACCACAAGGUCAUGGACCUUGAGGAUCAGUGCCGGAGCAUCUCCAAGCUGGAGAAGAAGCAGAAGAGGUUUGACCAGCUCCUGGCCAAGGAGAAGACCAUCUCAGCCCAGUAUGCGGAGGAGCGGGACCGGGCUAAGGCAGAAGCCUGUGAGAGGGAGACCAAGGCGCUGUCACUGGCCCGGGCCCUGGAGGAGGCCGUGGAGCAGAAGGCAGAGCUGGAGCAGCUCAACAAGCAGUUCUGCAUGGAGAUGGAGGACCUCAGGAGCUCCAAGGACGACCUGGGCAAGAGUGUCCAUGAGCUGGAGAAGUCGAAGCGGGCCCUGGAGCAACAAGUCAAAGAGAUGAAGACCCAGCUCGAGGAACUGGAGGACGAGUUUCAGGCCACUGAGGAUGCCAAACUUGGGCUGGAAGUGAACCUGCAGGCCAUGAGAGCCCAGUUCGAGAGGCACCUGCAGGGCCGGGAUGAGCAGAGUGAGGAGAAGAAGCAGCAGCUGGCCAGACAGGUGCGGGAGAUGGAGGCAGAGCUGGAGGAUGAGAGGAAGCAGCGCUCUAUGGCCGUGGCAGCUCGGAAGAAGCUGGAGAUGGACCUGAAGGACCUGGAGGCCCAGAUCGACUCUGCCAACAAGAACCGGGAUGAAGCCAUCAAACAGCUACGGAAGCUGCAGGCCCAGAGAAAGGACUACAUGCGUGAGCUGGAUAACACGCGUGCAUCCCGCGAGGCGAUCCUGGCGCAGGCCAGGGAGAACGAGAAGAAGCUGAAGAGCAUGGAGGCUGAGAUGAUUCAGCUGCAGGAGGAACUGGCAGCUGCUGAGUGUGCCAAGUGUCAGGUGCAGCAGGAACAGGAAGAGCUGGCCGAUGAGAUUGCCCACAGCAGGGGCAAAUGGGCCCUGGCAUUGGAGGAGAAGAGGCGCCUGGAGGCCCGUAUCACCCAGGUAGAGGAGGAGCUGGAGGAGGAACAGGGCAAAACGGACCUGGUGAACGACAGGCUGAAGAAGGCCAACCUUCAGAUUGACCAGAUCAAUACCGAGCUGAACCUGGAGCGCAGCCACGCGCAGAAGAAUGAGAACGCCAGGCAGCAGCUGGAGCGCCAGAACAAGGAGCUCAAGGUCAAGCUGCAGGAGAUGGAGGGCACUGUCAAGUCCAAGUACAAGGCCUCCAUCACUGCCCUGGAGGCCAAGAUCGCACAACUGGAAGAGCAGCUGGACAAGGAGACCAAGGAACGCCAGGUGGCAUGCAAGCAGGUGCUUCAGGCUGAGAAGAAGCUGAAGGACGUGUUGCUGCAGGUGGACGAUGAGCGCAGGAACGCAGAGCAGUUCAAGGACCAGGCAGACAAGGCAUCUGCCCAAAUGAAGCAGUUAAAGCGGCAGCUACAGGAGGCUGAGGAGGAGGCCCAGAGGGCCAAUGUCUCCCGUAGGAAGCUGCAGCGUGAGCUGGAGGACGCCACCCAGACUGCAGACACCAUGAACCGCGAGAUCAGCUCCCUGAAGAACAAGCUCAGGCGUGGGGACCUGCCAUUGGCUGGUGAAAGCUCAGAUGAGAUGGACAGCUGA
Messenger RNA from Phyllostomus discolor (pale spear-nosed bat), 2463 nucleotides. Its product is annotated as myosin-9-like. The transcript is spliced from 17 exons. Gene Ontology annotation, cellular component: myosin complex. The coding region runs from base 1 to 2463 and encodes 820 amino acids. The record is from RefSeq and is a predicted model, not a curated record. Lineage: Eukaryota; Metazoa; Chordata; Mammalia; Chiroptera; Phyllostomidae.